AUGGUCACGUUUCGGGGAGCAGGGCCUCAGACCUGGCUCGCCCGGGCCAUCUGCGCGGCGCCCGCGCCCGCUCGCUUCCGUCCCGCGGCGCCGGUCUCCGGCUCUCGGUCUGCCGCCUCCCGCCGCCCGCCGGCCGCGGGGCGCACAGCGAGUCAGAGCGCGGCCGCGCGGGGCUCCAUGCCUGCCGGCGCGCCGCCGCCGUUGGGGCGCAUGGCUCAGGCUGGGCGGCCCGCGGGGGCGCACAUCCUCCGGCCGGGGCGCGGGGCUCGCGGCCCCCUCCGCGGGCGGCACAGCGAAGGCGGCGGCGAGGCGGGGCGUGUUCCGGCGCUGUCGCCGCGCAGCAAAGGGCUGGGGAGCCGCGGCUUCGCCCUCCGGGGCGGCGAGGAGGGAGGCCGGCGGCGCUGCCGCUCACGGGUUUGGGGCGACGCGACGCGGGAGGACGCGGGUUUCCUCCGCGCUGCCGGGUCGGGGGGCUCUGCCAGAAGCUCCGCCGCCGAUCGGCGCCACUCAAGUUGCCCGGGGGCUCCGUCUGAGCGCUCGCUCUGCAGACGGCCGCGGCCCGGAGGCUGGCAGGAGGCGGGCACGGGAGGCGCGCGGGGCGAGGGCGCCGUGGAGCGCGGGGCGUGGGGACGCGCGGCGGCGGCGCCGCGCGGAGGAGGCGCGCGGGGAUCCCGGGGCCCCGCCGCCCGCGCCCACCGCGCCCGCCGCAGAGCCUCCCGCGCUCUCAGCCGCCUCCCUCCUCGCGUCUGCCUUUCCGCGCGCUCGCCCCCGCCUCCCGGAGCCGGUCCCAACUCCGCCCGCCCGGCCCGGCUCACGUCACCCGCCUUCCCCGCCCCUCGAACGGAGCUCGAGCCCCCGGCCCGGCCCCGGCUCCUGCUCGCCGCCCCACCUUGCGGGGGCCGGGGUCGCCGCGGGUGGGGGGCGCGCUGUGCCCAGCAAGGGCGACAGAGCGGGCGGGGCCUCCUUCAGCUCCCUUCCCUAUCCCCGGUCGCGUCCCGGUCCCCACCUUGCGAAAGGCUCGAGAGAGGCCGCAGGCUCCGAUUGGACCGCCGGGCGCCGCCGGAUGGUGUUGCCAGGGUAACCGGAUGGCAUGUGAAGCCGUUGGAGGUUCCGACCCGGUUACGGGGGCGCCCAGUGGACCCGGAGAGCUACUUUGGGGAGGCGGCGGCCCCGAAGAAGGACUGGGUGGGGGCGCAUGGAGCGGGGGCUGCGCGAAAAGUUUCCUGGGGCGGAGCUGAGCCACGCGGGCCGCGCGGGAGCGUCUGUCCGAGGGUCCCCUACGAGGGACUCCUCUGCUCGGCUGCGCGGGCUUCUGCGUUGAUGAAGUCACCGCGUUCCGGGUCGGAGCUUCAGCGCUUCUGCCCCGAACCCAGCGAAGCCCGGUCCUAUGCCCCCGAUUACCCAACGGUCCCUCAUCGCCCAGCGCAGCUGCUGCCUGGCCAGGCCCUUGCUCCGGAGGAGUCACUGGAAAGUUCCAGGGAAUCUGGGCCUCCCAGACUCUCCACCGGCGUUUCACUGCUCCCUUCCCAUGCCAGGACUCCUCUGUGCCUAACUGGCUGAGGGCAGUGCAGAAUCCGGGCCUUGGAAAGGACACUGGUGCCACCCUUCACCGGGGAAAGGCGCAAGGGGCGGGAGAUACCAUGCCGAGCCUUCGCUCUGCGCUCUGUGCAGGCCUCCAGGAUCUUUGCCAACGGUCUUGAGGAGCCAGGCACAGGAUUCGACUCUGCCCAGGCAGGAGGAUGAAGACAGUGACUUCCCCACCAAGACUCCUGGGAGAGGGCCAGAGGCAGGGAGGUGUGGUGGCAGGAGCGCCAGCCUUGCCGUGGCUGGACCAGGGGCCAGCGCUUGCUAACUCGGGGUCCUGGCCGAGUUGUGUGGCCUCUCCGACCCUCGGUCUCCUCAUCUGUAAGAUGGGUGCCACAGCCCCUCCCCGGGCAGGUGUUUGCAGGGCUCCAUGAGAAGGCCUCACACACGGUGUGGCUGUGGUGAUCUGUGAGCCGGUCAGAGGACCAGAGAGGCAGCAGGGUGACUCAGCAGUUUCCCUGCCGGGCCGCCCCUGGGUCAUCGUCCCCUAGAGCCUCUCCCUGAGGGGUGUGAGGGAGCGGAUCCCAUUAAGAGGCGAAGGAGGCAGGGAGGUCCUGGAACCAGCGGGGCCCAUGGCGGCCGGCAGGGAAGGAGGCGCCCGCAGUGCUGCCACCUAGCGGGAUGAGGAGGCGGUGCUGCACUAGGGAGGCCCUUCCUGCAACGGGAGUGGGCCUGGAGGAGGCCGGCUUGGCAGACGAGGAGCCAGGAGGGCAGGGAGGGGCUCCGGACCGGACCGUGUCGGCUCCAGGAACCCCUUGUGCAGCCCUGUGGACGCCUGCUGACCUCUCUCAGAAUGGCUUCUAAGUGCAUAGAUGAAAAAGCCCAGGAUUAUUAGGAAACCAAUUCUAUGCAAAUGUAUUAUCAAAAGAGUAAUAAAAACAAAUUUCUGAUAU
Molecule: messenger RNA, 2477 nt
Organism: Pongo pygmaeus (Bornean orangutan)
Lineage: Eukaryota; Metazoa; Chordata; Mammalia; Primates; Hominidae
Product: collagen, type I, alpha 1b-like
Exons: 4
Coding region: 1-1560 (519 amino acids)
Source: RefSeq, a predicted model, not a curated record